Messenger RNA from Trematosphaeria pertusa, 5025 nucleotides. RefSeq lists its product as uncharacterized. Lineage: Eukaryota; Fungi; Ascomycota; Dothideomycetes; Pleosporales; Trematosphaeriaceae. The record is from RefSeq and is a predicted model, not a curated record. The transcript is spliced from 3 exons. Bases 1 to 5025 code for a protein of 1674 amino acids.
AUGGGAAGUCGACCUGGCGGAUCGCACGACAACAAUGAGAGGCCGCCGCACAACUUGCACGCGCAGAGGCCCCAGAUGCCGGCCUCCGCGUCUGCUCCCGCCGGCCGUCUGCCCCGUCUCCUUCCCGCUGACCUCUCUUCCUACACCGACACGUAUCUGCCGACCGCGGCCAUCCCCACGUCCGCUACCUCCCUCGCUGAGCUCGCCCAUUUGAUUCGGCUCCAAGGCUAUCAGGAGCAGCGCAAGACCCAUUCCCGGGUCCGCCUGCACCGAUGGCUCGUGUCCAGCGCUCUAUCCGCACGUCUGGUACAUUGCGGAGAGCUCGCGUACCGAACUUUGGUUGACAACUUCAGGUCGGACGACAAGAAAAGUUUUGCUACCUUGUAUAAUGCCGUCAACGACGUUCGGAACUCAUGCGACGCCACUCGCCGUUACGCAUUAUUGGAGCCAGAUUUGGAGUUUGGGAAAACGAAAAGUAUCAAGAGCGACAAGUCGCCAUCUUUCUCAACUUUCUUGAAUGAGGUUCCGUCUCAGAUUUUGGAUGACCUGCUGGGUUUCAUUUCUGAAAUCCGCACUAAUCCAGAUUUCCUUGCUACUCGCAUUCUCAGUCUCUCUCAGCAAGAGCUUGCUUCUUUAACGUCAUUUCGUCAAGCUUUGGAUCCCAUCGACUCCGUCAUGGCCAUGCAAGCCCGUGGUAAGGCCGUUGGUACGCAAAAGCCCACUGCGCAAGGUCCCAGUCCCGUGGAACGCCUGCUGUCAUUCCAAAGGCACGAUCCGUUUGCUGCCCUCAUCUACACCAUCUUCGCCAACUCCUCGGGGCCAGACUCUGCCGAGGAUCUCCGCCGGACAGAUGCCUGGGCUACUACCUGCGCCAAGAUGAUCGUGGACUCCAAGCAAGGAACAGAGAAAUUCAUCAAGUCCGUCCUCGAUGUCUUCGCAGGUAUGCGGGAGUGGCCAGGAAAGGCUAACCUGGAGCUUUACCUGAUGCAGGUCCUCCAAGAUGGGCAAUUUCUACUGGAGAGAGCCGAGGAACAGUCCGCACGGCCGGGGACUCAACCAGUCACAGCCAAAGACACCAUUGCAACCGACGAGUUCUUCGACCGGGCCGUGAAGCGCCUCUUUGAGGUCGUGGACGACGAACCCAGCGCUGGUGGUAUCCCAGAGGGCGUCCUGGAGAUUGGAAACGCUAUCCUCCGAAAGUUGGAUGAGGCUAAGGGACUUCGUAAAGGAGCCCAGAAUUUCUUCGUCUCCCGCUGGCUGUUUUCGACCUUCCUAUUGAACGCUAUCAUCCAUCCCGAGGCAUGUCUUCAUUCGACUCUUACUCAUGGUAUCAUGAUUGGCCACCACAUCACUGAGCAUGCCCGCCAGAAGAUCCUCAAGGAGAUUGCUAUCCGAGCUCAAAAGCAUGUCUUGGAUAUGACCUACAAUUGGCGCCAGCAAGUUCCAAUUCUUCCCGAAAUUCGUUCUCACAUUGAGAAUAUUCUGGCAAGAUUUAAGCAUACCAGAUCUCAUGCCAAGCCAGUCCUUCUCCCAGCCAAGGCCAUCACCUCGCCGCGGGAAACCGUCGAGGUCCAGCCAUUUAUUGUGAUCUGCCCAUCGGAUAUCGUCACUUUAGUCAAUACAUUAUUUCCGGAGCGCCGCCCGCCAUCUAGCCAUUUUGAUAAGGAAAGCCAGCGACGUGCUGGGCUGGCCUCGUCCGCUUCUUCAAUAUCCGGAAUUUCUAUGCCUUUCCGCGCAACGCCAGCAUCUACAGGCGAUGCAAGCUCUAUUCUUAGCGCCAGCGCUUCUUCCAUGACGAGCGACACCACUUCGAGAGAACCAUUGCUAGAUGCUGCAAACCAGCCUCUGGAUCGCCAUGGCCUCCCUGUGGACGAGCAUCAUCAUAUCGAGUCCAAGAUUGCCCCUACCGAGCUUUACGGAAGGCGCUUGAGGAUGGCCUGCUCCGAAAUGUCUCGAAUUCUAGGCCUUGAUGCUACUUCAGGCUCAUGCCAUCCUUGCGCUGAACGGUGGGCUGUUCUCUACAUCUCCCCCGAUGGCAAGCAGCUUAAGCCCCGCAUGCGCAAGGACUCGGAUGAUGAAGACGAGCACGACGAGGACUCGCCAGAGAGCGAGAGCAGCGAUGACGAAGGUCCCGUAGAUAGGCUUGAUCUGGAAAACGACUACCAUCAGCUGAAGGAAGCCAUUGCCAAGCUAGUCGAGGAGUAUGAGAUUCCCAAGGAACUGGCGCCAGACAGUGAAUCGAAGAGCUUCAGUAAUCGUACCUCGACUCACCGGAGAGGUGCAAGAGGCGGCGCCAUUCGGCAACACAGCGACACCCUCGGAUCCAGAAAUCCUUAUAACCAAGGCCAAAGCCAACUUACCAAUCUGAUCGCUAGCCAGAGGAAUGUACCAGCUCGCCAUCGUUCCCCACAACACCCUAGGAGCAACAGCAAUCCUCAGCUUUCAGACAAACCGGAGAACAGCUCUGUUCUUGUCACUAUGCUAGAAACGGCCAUGUACCAAUGCCAAGCUCGCUCAGAUUUCGUCAACGCUCAUCUCUACUACAAGACGCUGCAGUCUCUGCGGAAGCUCAGCUCCCCGUCCCUGGUUAAGAACGGAUACGCCGCUCUCUUGAACUACUUCUCCCGCGGUCCGCGCGAUUCUCUGGGCAAGUCAACCAACGCCAUCGAAGAGUUUGAGGCUUGGUUUGUCUGGUUAAAGCAGUCUCAAGAACGCCAUGACGCGGCUAUCGAGGACAUGAUGAUAGGGUUGAAGAAUCUGCGAGACAAGAUGUGGUACAUCACCGAUGUCCGCAACUCAGGACUCUAUGAAGAAGCGAGGAACGUUGCUCUGGCACUCAAGGUGAUGGGUCAGCCUACCAAAACGCCCGAUGGCAAACCAAUCCAGACCCACCGUCCACGCAACUUCUCCAAGUCGUCUACAACCAACUUCCUGCUGAAAACAGAAGCCCAGGUCUUCGACAUCAUGGCCGCUCCUCAGGACUUUGGUGGGCCCAACAAGUUAUCCGACGACCAAUCGGAUAUUACCGCGAAAUGGUUGAACCAGUAUGGCGUGGAGAAUUUCUGCAAAGGUGAGGAGAGGAUCCAUCGUUUCUGUCUAGAAGUCGACAAGUGCGUGAACAAGCUUGUCGGUGACAGCAUGAUGGACAGUCCUGUCCUUUGGUCCAGCGAGCUGUAUAAGCGAGACAAGGAAGUCCUCGACAGCGGCCGCCAGAAGGGCGAUCUCUUCCUCACCGGUGUUGGCACGCUUUCGAUCGCUGGAGAUGAAGAGUACGAAACUCAAGGCCGACCAGGGUCGCGUAGCCUCGACUUUGCUCAGCGCCCAAGUCAGAGCAGUCUCCGGUCAAUCUCCAACCGCAAUGGUUCUCAGCAGAGUUUCGACUUGAGCCCUUGGGGAAGCAACCCCAUCCAUUCGCCCGACUACUUCGGCGGCUCUAGCCCAGUCUUGGCAAUCGACUCAAGCGCCACUUUCUGGUCUCCAUUCCAAACUCAAGCUCAGUCACCCACCAGUGCCACCAGCAUUCGUCCACGGACGGCGUCGUCUUCGAAGGGCACUGUGAUGCUCAAACAAUCAACUACGGUCAACGAGGAUAAGCGGAGGUUCUUGCUCGAUCUUAAGCAAACCUUGACGGGUCUGCUCCUAAGCGACCUGGGCACUGUGGUGUUCUCAGGCGGCAGCGAAACUGACUCCUGGUUCUCAGGCGAUCUGUUGGAGGAUUGUAUCCAACGCAAGCGGGAUGAAGAGCAGAGACGCAAGAAACAGAUUGCACGAAAGAAGAGCAUGAAGAGUCUGCGGACCAAGGCUGGCGCCGAGCACCGAAACAGCCCGCUGGAGACACUUGGUCGAACAGAACGAGGCGAAGCCGCCCCUCCUGUCGCCACAUACCAACACGCCGCAGCUUCGGACUCUCAUCAGUCGGCCGGAGAGCAUUCGUCUUCUAGCGCUACCUCCCGCUCCUCGGGUGCAUCCACUGCCAAGAAGUCUGGGUUGCUUGAGUUCCCUUACAAUGUGGCCUUUCGACGUCUUCUCAACAAGUUCGCUACACAUCCGAAUCCGUUUUCCAAGCUCCAUGCCCUAUAUGAGCUCGAGCUACUCAUCAUUGCUUCGCUGUCUUCCCGCUCCGGCCGACCCUACAACAGUCGUCGAGACACGCUGCCGCCAGUCCCACAGUCCCCGACGCUAGGUGCUAUGCCAGAGCUCAGCUCGCGAGAGCCCACGACGAACACAUCACGUGCUCAGAACCUUGAAGAAGCGAUCGCGAACUGCGAGGAGCGUCGCUCGCACACUAUGAACCAAGAGGGAGUCAGCAAUUCCUCGCCUUUUCUUCAACGCAGUGGCGCACGCUCUCCAGUCGGACCGCCAAGCACCGAUAUGAUCGUCGAGGUCAUGCAAGGGCUCUUCCGGGACGCUGACAUUCGCCCAAAGACCCUCUUUCGUGACCUUCAGUACAUCGCAUCAUUUGUCCCGGCACAGAUGCUGGACAGGACUGCACGUGGGAAAGCAUUUUGGGAUGUCGGUCUCGCAGCUCUUGGCCUGAAACAAGACGUCUGUCGCAUCAUGGUCGAAAUCGUCGACGACAUCAUCGCGAAGCACUCUCAGCGCGAUGUCGUCCUUCAACAGACCAACGGUCAGGCGACCGAGAAGACCGGCCUUGCCGUCGGUGCUGGUGGUGCAACUUCAAGCCAAGCGCCCGUCUCGCGCUACACCAUCGAGGACGCCGCACGCAUGCUUCUCAUCACCGCCAGAGAGGGCGACCCGGUGGCCGAGCGUGAGCUGGCUAUUAUGUACCUCACCUCUCCAGAGCUGCUUCACCGCACCAUCCUCCCGCUCACCAAGCCCCGCGACGUCUUCAAAACGGAGCUCCUCAAUCGCGAGCGCAAGGCCUCUCAGGACUCUGCUCGAAGCGAUCCGUUUAUGAUGUGUGUUGCACAGCACUGGAUGGAGCUCAGUAUGAAGGGCGGCGACAAACUCGCUGCGCAGUACUUGCGGCAGCGCGAGGACCUGGCCAAUAUUACCCAGCGGUGA